Molecule: messenger RNA, 2143 nt
Organism: Paramacrobiotus metropolitanus
Lineage: Eukaryota; Metazoa; Tardigrada; Eutardigrada; Parachela; Macrobiotidae
Exons: 5
Coding region: 197-1192 (331 amino acids)
Source: RefSeq, a predicted model, not a curated record
AGCUCUUACAUACAUUAAGGUUGUAGCAUUAGGUGCGUUCAUCCGUUCUAAUUGAUAGAAUUGUUCCAGACACAACGUUGUUCGUUGAUAGUGAUUUCAGUUUACCACAGGUGGUUUUCUGUGACGCAGUAUGCAGAAAAUGUAGUGAUCACAUUUCUCUACGUGUUUUCUAUGAUAAAUAUUUCAUGUUAAAAUCAUGAAAAUCGCUUCUUUUAUUAUUUUACUAGCGACAGUUGUACUAGUCGCGGGUGGCGUUUACGAUAACCCAAUCUCACUGACGCACGAGCUAUGCACCAGCCACCGUUUACCGGCCAUUCGGUGUCCGUCUGGUAAGUACGGUAUGGCCGGCACCAUCGUAUUCCCAGCGCACAUCCAACAUCACGACUGCCGAGUGUAUCUGGCCAUACAAGCCGGCUGCCCGCACAAUUCAUCGGCCGAUCAAUUCGCCAUCUACAUCAAUGUCAGAAAAGCUGAGUUAUACGGCAACAGCAGUCUAAUCAUGAGUGACCAAGCUACACAAUAUAAUGCCCUGACCCUGACCGGUGCCGGGCAUCACGUCAACAGCGAUCCCGAAUCCCUGGCCCAGUAUAUACCAUAUUAUUCGCGUGCACCCAAUAUUUCGAUCACAUAUCGGAGCGGCUUAACCAACGCCAGUGGCGGCGUACGUGUAUAUCGGUCCAUCACCCUCGACUACAUUGUCGUAUUAAAGGGGGGAUUCGGUGACGGCUACACGUACUGUCGCGCUCUCGGUGGGUUUAUGGACAACUACUUCCUCUGCAAUACGGACAACGGGCGUGUCAAUUGCCCCUCGCCGACUUGGUCAAACUACUACGGAAGCUAUAAUCCAGCGCUGGGUCGACAAGCCUGUCCGCUGGCCACAGAAGCGCCAAGUACCGCGGAAACACCGGAGGUCAUUCAUCCGCGCGUAGACUACCUGUGGGGCAUCGGAGCGGCCGUCGUGUUGGCGGGGGCCAUCCUCAUUCUGUUGGGAGUAUUCUGCUCCUCCAAGAAGGCCCAUCGACGUCAAAUUCAGUAUGCACAGUUCACCAACAAUCCGCAUUCCGCUGUACUGGACCACGAAAAAGCGCUACCUCAGACUUUGACUCCCGAUGAUAUUAAAGAAUCCUUUAAGCCGUACGAGCGAAAAGCGGAGAAGCCAGUCGAUGUACCAGUUCAUGGGGAAUUUUUUUGAACAGAGACUUUGCCCCGUAAUGUGUACAUACAGACGUUCGAAACAGUGUUCAACUUUUUGCAGCUUUGGACGAUUCAUUAAAACGUUUUACGUAGGGAGCCGUUUUCCAUGUUACAGGACCCCUCACUUCAAGCAGCAAGCAUUCUUUUUCGCUCAUGUCUUGCCACCAUUCCUACGUGUGUAAGACCAUGAUACGAUUAUUGAAAAUUCUGGUGUAAGAUUGAAAAAUAAUAAUAUGUGAAUGUAAUUUUUUGCCGACUAUUUGUCUGCGCUGUUUUUGCGUAGUGCCGACUGCUUAUUUUUUGAAACUGUUUGCGUGCAGAUUUAAUACUACGUAAGCGCUUUCAAGCUAGUUAAUUAUGAUGUCAUUCGGGAAUGAAUAGGGUGACUAAAUGGUCAGAGUGCAGGUUAGUAGGGAAAACAUCCGCGUUUGAUGUGUAUCUGCGUUUUCCGUGCUUGUAUAGACGCAAACUUGCGAUGUACAAGGCUUGCACUCCGUACUGUAUCACACUCGGGUAAACUAGCACAUACAUCUGCUAAUACGUAUUGCUGUGCAAUCAAAUCCUCAGGCCUUGCAGGCACGUUCAAGGCACGUCUUGUAGAGUACUUCGUCCAUGCACUGUGGAAUUAUAUGCAUUAUUGCUAUAGGUCGACUUUGAAGGUACCAUGGAAGCUUUUAGCCAUCUUUUCCUGUUCGUUUUAUUGGGCAUUGAAUAUUUAUCAAGAAAUGCUUUGGCUCAGCGUUAUGUUUCGUAUCCGGAUCUGGAGAACACGUGCAACCAAACUAUGGUAAUGAUGUCGUUGGGGUGCCCUGGUACCUUCAGUGGCACAGCCGGAACCUUCCGCUAUUUCGACAUCUGGAAGCUGUCCGAAGGAGAGAUGUGCUACUUUAACGUUUUUAUGGACCCUAGCUGCGGCAUGUCAUCUGCCAAGUUUGCUUUUUAUUUCAAU